This is a messenger RNA of Beta vulgaris subsp. vulgaris (sugar beet), 2380 nucleotides long. RefSeq names its product U-box domain-containing protein 38. Gene Ontology annotation, cellular component: cytoplasm; nucleus. Gene Ontology annotation, biological process: protein ubiquitination. Bases 259 to 1935 code for a protein of 558 amino acids. The record is from RefSeq and is a predicted model, not a curated record. Gene Ontology annotation, molecular function: ubiquitin-protein transferase activity; protein binding. Lineage: Eukaryota; Viridiplantae; Streptophyta; Magnoliopsida; Caryophyllales; Amaranthaceae. The transcript has a single exon.
UUCCACUCUUCUCUGUCCUCAGUCCUCUGUCCUCAUCCAACUGUUCUGUCACCUCAGACCCUCAUAAUCAUUCAUCACUCUACCUCAGCUUCUAUUCUUUUGGACUCAGUCUCCUCUCUUCUCUUCUUCUUCUUCAACCUCCAUUUAUUAAAACCCUUCAAAUAUUCUCUCAACUCCCCCCUUUCUUUCUCUCUCCUCUCCAAAAAAAUCCUGAUAAAAAACAGUCUCCAUCUAUCUAUGCCAUAAAAUAAUACCAUCAUGGUGGGUGGAAAUGGGAAAUUCCUAAAAUUAAAUUUCUCUUUCUACAGAAACUCACCUUCACGUUCUUCCAAACUCAACAAAAACAACAACAAAAACUCUCCUCCACCUGAAUACAUCUGUCCUAUCUGCAACUCUUUAAUCUCCGACCCGGUGGUUGUCGGGUCGGGUCACACCUUAGACCGUCUCUGCGUUGAAAUUUGUGAACUUCACAACUUUACACCCGAUCUUCCUGAUGGUACCCGACCCGAUUUCUCAACCAAGAUACCCAAUUUAGCUCUUCGUUCAGCUAUUCCUUCAUGGUGCGCUAAAAAUGGCGUCGCUUUACCUCAAGAGGUGGAUAAAGUCGCCGUCGAAAGACUCGUCAAGGAUAUGAUCGAAAAUCAGGAGAGAGAAAAUGGUGGUCGUGGUAAGGGUUUGAUUCGUCCUUCAGAGAGGUUUCUCAUUGAUUCUGUUAAAGAUAAGGCUGACCUCGACCUUUCUCAUGCUGUUACCGAGUUGACUCACCGAGUUAACCGCUUCGACUCGUCUACGAGUUCGGAGGAAUCGGUGAUUGCUGCGGCUGCGGUGAGUCCGCUUACGCCGCUACCGUUCACGACUCGGCCGGCGUGUUGGUCUCCAUUUCAUACAUCGUCGUCGGAAACCCUAAUUUCUUCCGACGAAUCGAUGAAUUUGAAUAACCCUAAUUUCACGGAAGAAUUGGAGUUAAUCGCGAAGUUUAAGAGCAGUGAUCCGUACGAUCAGGAGAUAGGCGCGGUUGAGUUGAGGAAAGCGACGAGAACGGAUGAGAAUGCGCGGGUUUCGCUUUGUACUCCGACGAUGUUGCGUGAGAUUGCGUCGCUUUUGUUUUCUGGAUACGAGAAAGUUCAGAUAAACGCAAUUGCGGCGCUUGUGAAUCUGUCGCUUGAGAAGCCAAACAAAAUUAAGAUAGUAAGGUCAGGAAUUGUUCCAACAGUAAUUAAUUUGUUGAAAGGAAGAUUACCAGAGACGCAAGAACAUGCUGCAGGUUUAAUAUUUUCUCUCUCCUUAGAAGAGAAGAAUCGGACAGCAAUCGGCGUUCUCGGCGCUUUACCUCCAUUGUUAAACUGCUUGUUAAGGUCCGAGUCCGAGCGAACUCGGAGUGACUCGGCGUUAGCGUUGUAUAAUCUAUCGCUUGAUCAUAGCAACCGAGUCAAACUCGUUAAGCAAUUCAACGCAGUUCCGCCGCUUCUGGCGGUGUUGCGGCAGGAAAAGGAGUCGAUCGCAGGCAGAGUCUUACUUGUUUUGUAUCAGCUAGCGGCGAGUGCGGAGGGUAAAGCGGCGAUGUUGGAUGGAAAUGCGGUGGAGCAUUUGGUGUGGUUGUUGAGAAAAGGAAAGGACGAGUUUGAGUCCGAGUCAACUCGGGAGAACUGUGUUGCCGCGCUCUACGCGCUGAGUCAUGGGAGUAUGAGGUUUAAGGCGCUUGCGAAGGAGGCGAGGGCGGUGGAGGUGCUAAAAGAGGUGGAGGAGAGCGGAAGCGAGAGGGCGAAGGAGAAGGCGAGGCGGAUAUUGGUGAUGUUGAAGGGGAGGAGAGAGAGUGAGGAUGGGCUUGGGGAGGAGAUUGAUUGGGAGGCGAUUCUUGAAUCGGGUGGUGGGUUGAGUCGGACUCGGCACCGAGUUGGUACAGGUCCGGGUUUUGGUAAAACGACCGAGUUUUGACUCUUGACUUUUGGUUUUUUUUUUUUUUUUUUUUUGGGUAUUUAGUUUUGGGUUUAGGGUGUAAUUAUUGAAGGUUGUUUGGUCAAGGAUCAUGCUUUUGGGAAUUUAAUUUAUAUUUUUUAAUUGUGGACUUUAUAUAUAUAUACUUGUGAAUGUGAUUAUUAUGUAAAUAUUUAGUGUAACAUCUUAGAUAGUUGUCAAGAGAAAAAAAAAAAAGUAUUUUAGAAGAAUGGAUGGAUUUGGAAGGUUUGUUACAUGUUAGGUAAUCUUAAUUUUUUCAUGUGUCAUUAUUGUCUCAGUUAUGGAAUGACUAAUGAAGUAUAUUUGUCGUUCGUAAUUGUAUUAUUUGGGUUUUUGGCUAUAUUGAGUGAAGUGACCAUGUGCAAGGUUAAUAAAAUUGUAUAUUCCUUUUGUGGGAUUAUGCUACUAAGAAUAUCUUACCAAA